Myxocyprinus asiaticus (Chinese sucker) is the source of this 1145-nucleotide messenger RNA. Its product is annotated as iron-sulfur cluster assembly 1 homolog, mitochondrial-like. The record is from RefSeq and is a predicted model, not a curated record. Lineage: Eukaryota; Metazoa; Chordata; Actinopteri; Cypriniformes; Catostomidae. Bases 55 to 444 code for a protein of 129 amino acids. Gene Ontology annotation, molecular function: 2 iron, 2 sulfur cluster binding. The transcript is spliced from 4 exons. Gene Ontology annotation, cellular component: cytoplasm; mitochondrion. Gene Ontology annotation, biological process: iron-sulfur cluster assembly.
CCGUGUGUUACCAGCGUAGUCGUGUUUACUCGAAAGAGCUUAAGUAACUUCAACAUGUCAGCCUCCAUAGCACGGGCGACAGUUAGGGCGGUCAGCAGACGGAAAAUACUGCCCACAAGAGCAGCUUUAACGCUCACCCCUUCUGCUGUGAAUAAAGUCAAACAGCUUUUACAGGAUAAGACAGAAUAUAUUGGCCUCAAGGUCGGCGUUCGAACCAGAGGUUGCAAUGGCCUCACCUAUACUCUUGACUACACCAAGGAGAAAGACAAAUCAGAUGAGGAGGUGUUGCAAGAUGGUGUGAGGGUGUUCAUUGAGAAGAAGGCACAGCUGACAUUGCUGGGCACAGAGAUGGAUUUCGUUGAAACGAAAUUUUCCAGCGAGUUUGUAUUCAACAAUCCCAACAUCAAAGGAACGUGUGGGUGUGGCGAAAGCUUCAACAUAUGAACCUCGCUGCACGUUCUACUGCACUUAGAGCUCUACCCCUGCAAAACAUCCACUCCAAGUCCAUAAUUCAAAGAUCCAUCCUGAAGAUGUGUGGGUAAAGGUCUGAGACAUAGGAGACCGAGAAAGAGACUGAUGUUUAGUGGAAUGUUUGGGCAUCACCUCCUGCGCUGCUACCAGCCACCACAACACCGAUGUACCCUUUCUGUGGAACACAAUUGGAGAUAUUUUGAAAAAUCUUCACACAAAGUUCUCAUUUUGUGUUUCACAAAAAAAUAACAGGUUUGGAACAACAGUAGAACUAAUUUUGGGGUAAACUACUAUUUCCUUCAAGAAAAUCUUGUGUUUGAUGCUGUCUUUUGAACAUGUGCCUGUACAGCCUUCUCAUGCGGAUCUCAGGCGAGAGAUUAUAACUGCACUCCAUGUUUGUGGUUUUUGAAGGACUUUAAUGAAUUGAUUUAAUAAAUAAAUAUAAUAAGUUAUCUGUCAUCCAGUUGAACUGACUCGCAUUCAUAUUUUGCUAACCUGGUUAAUGAGAUCUAAUGAUGAGGCUGAACCUGCUGAUAUCACAACAUGUCUCAUCCUUAAAAUUAUAGGGCCUCGAUGUACAACAAAGGAGCUUUGCAGUUGCUUCCUUUUGGUUACUUUGCACACAUUUGGUGUAUUGUGGACCAGCAUUAGUAGUAUUAUUUUUUUUUUUUUUU